Molecule: messenger RNA, 1792 nt
Organism: Seriola aureovittata
Lineage: Eukaryota; Metazoa; Chordata; Actinopteri; Carangiformes; Carangidae
Gene: dnaaf10
Product: dynein axonemal assembly factor 10
Exons: 8
Coding region: 115-1191 (358 amino acids)
Molecular function (GO): ubiquitin binding
Source: RefSeq, a predicted model, not a curated record
CCGCGCUACACGGGUCUCAUUUGUUUUGGCAGCGAAAUGCACCGCUGAACGUUUGUCCUGUUAGUUUUCAAGAGCUUUUCGGCCGUUUUAUAGAAUAUUUCCAAAUCAGCAAAGAUGUCCUCGCCUCUAUCAAAACCUCAGAUUAUUGCGCAUAUUCAGAAGAGCUUGAACUACACCGUUUUCGACACUAAAUGGAUUCCGUGCAGCGCGAAGUUUGUCUGUCUGGGGAACUUUCCGAGAGGAACCGGAGUAAUGCAAAUAUAUGAAGUGAAACAAGGGGAGGCUCAGCUUAUCAAGGAGGUUGAGAAGCCGAAGCCCAUAAAGUGUGGGACAUUUGGGGCAACAUCUCUUCAACAAAGAAACAUAGCAACUGGGGAUUUUGAUGGAAAUCUCAAUAUAUGGGAUCUGGAGAUACCUGAAAUGCCAGUGUACAGUGUAAAGGCCCACAAAGAAAUAGUGAAUAGUAUCGACGGUGUUGGUGGUCUGGGGAUUGGAGAUGGCGCCCCUGAGAUAGUCACCGGAAGCAGAGACGGGACAGUAAAGGUGUGGGAUCCCAGACAGAAAGAUUCACCUGUAGCCAACAUGGAGCCUAUGGAAGGAGAAACCAAGAGGGACUGCUGGACUGUUGCAUUUGGUCAUGCCUUUAAUGAUCAAGACCGGUGUGUGUGUGCUGGUUAUGACAAUGGGGACAUCAAACUCUUUGACCUGCGAAAUAUGUCUCUACGGUGGGAAACCAACAUUAAAAAUGGGGUAUGCGGUGUAGAGUUUGACAGGAAAGACAUCAACAUGAACAAGUUGGUGGCCACCUCCCUGGAGGGAAAAUUCCACGUCUUUGACAUGAGGACCCAGCACCCGACCAAGGGCUUCGCCUCUGUUUCCGAAAAGGCUCAUAAGUCGACCGUCUGGCAGGUGAAGCAUUUGCCUCAAAACCGAGACAUCUUUAUGACUGCAGGGGGAGCAGGCAACCUACAUGUGUGGAAAUACGAGUAUCCUGCUCAGAGAAGCAAGAAGGACUCAGAUGGCGGGGAUGUGGGCGUAGCUGGCACUGUCAACCUCUUACAGAACGUCACUCUGUCCACUCAGCCAAUCUCAAGCCUGGACUGGAGUCCUGACAAACAGGGCCUGUGUGUGUGUUCAGGCUUUGACCAGUCUGUCCGCGUGCUCAUUGUCACCAAACUCCACAUGGUGUGAAAAAGCGGACGACAACAAAGACUGAUGGUCUGUGCAGCCCUGUACAAAACAAGAUGCAACAACACAGAUGCAUCAAUAGUGUUUAAAUCACUGCCUUUUUCUGAGGCUGAAUUGUACUCCUGGUCAUCUUUGGAUUGAUGAUCUUUUAUUUGAAGACAACGAUUUCCUACUGCAGGUCUUUGCAGCUGUCCAUAUAGAUUUCAUACAGCUGAUUCUCAUCUUUAGACUUAUCUUGCCAGAAAAUAAUUUAACUCAUAUGAACCGGGAAAGUGCUUGACUGAGCCUUGGAGGCAAUGUUGUCCUCUAGUGCAGAGAAAUACCCUUGUAACACGAUGAUACAUUUCCCAUAUUAUCAAAAAGCCUCUGCUAGGAUGGAUAAAUGAGUCAUUUAAUCUUGGAAUAAUACUUUGGGGAUCAAGAUUUGAUUUCUUUAUCUAUUACCAUUUUUGUAGGAUGCUUACUGAAACACCUGUCUUUUGUUGCACUAUUGGUGAAUGUUUUACUCGAGUUUUGUCUAUUGUUCAAAUUGUCACUUUUGAUAUGACAUUUUAAUGAGAACUCUGUGUUUUCAAAUUAAAUGUGUGUUUGGAACGAAAAAUUA